Molecule: messenger RNA, 852 nt
Organism: Penicillium pulvis
Lineage: Eukaryota; Fungi; Ascomycota; Eurotiomycetes; Eurotiales; Aspergillaceae
Product: 5'/3'-nucleotidase SurE
Exons: 3
Coding region: 1-852 (283 amino acids)
Molecular function (GO): nucleotidase activity
Source: RefSeq, a predicted model, not a curated record
AUGUAUCUCUUGACAUUUUCAUCGAGCGCUGCUGUGCUCGCCACUUUCUUCUCUGUCGUCAAUGGGGCCAAUAUCCUUAUAACUAAUGAUGAUGGCUUCGGAACGGGUAAUAUCAGGGAAAUGUACAAGGCCAUGAAGGCUUACGGGCAUAUCGUUUUUAUCGUCGCCCCCGCUACGGACCAGAGCGGCAAGGGCGGAUCACUGGCAUAUGCUACUACAGCUAACCUGACUGAAGAUACCGAGUUUGGCCUUGUUAAAGCUGGUGCUCCAUCGGUCGGUCCAGACCCUCUGGACGAUCACAUCUGGUACUACGACGGUAGCCCUGUUGCGGCCGCCUCUGUUGGAAUUGACUAUGUUCUCCCCAAAUUUGGAGUUUCAAGUCCAGAUCUUGUGAUAUCAGGACCUAACUACGGCGACAAUGUUGGUGGAUUUGCCUUUACUAGCUCCGGCACUAUCGGUGCUACAUACUAUGCUAUUGGCCGGGGAAUACCCGCCAUCGCCUUUUCGGCAGCAAACUCAGCAUCUGCAUCUUACAAAAACGUCAAUGCUACAACUUCUGUCGGUCUUAAAGACCCUCAGACUAUUGCAGGCGAGCUGUCAGCGACAUUUGCGAAUGAUCUAAUCAAGAAAACGAAGGGAGGGCGGGUCCUGCCUCUUGGUUACGGAAUUAACGUCAAUAUGCCAGACAUUACAUCAGCGACCUCGGAUGAAUGUAUCAACCCUCCGUUCAUUCAUACUCGCAUGACUGGAGGAGCAUGGACCCUUGGUGUCACAUACAACGAGGCUACUGGACUCUUUUACAGAGCGCGAGAUUACCUCGGCACCCGCGCUGGAUGUCUGCAUAAAUGGUGA